GUUUUCUUGAAUGGAAACCCCUAUUUUUGUCACUAGAAAUGUAAAGAGUAGGAAAUUGUUCGAAAAUGUCUUACCUCAUGAAAACGCACGUCCCCAUAUGGCUCGUCGUACUACGGACUUUAUUCAAGAAGCAGGCGUUAAUGUUUUGCCGUGGCCAUCCCGUUCAUCGGAUUUAAAUCCCAUCAAACAUGUGUGGGAUAUGAUGGGAGCAGAGUAUUCACUUUGCAACAUCCGCCACAGACUCUGCCACAGCUAAUCCACAAAGUUCCGAGCUGCUUGAAAUGAGGUGCCACAAGCAGACAUCGAUCAUCUCAUUUUGUCGAUGCCUAG
This is a messenger RNA of Acanthoscelides obtectus, 330 nucleotides long. The record is from the annotation of a GenBank genome assembly. NCBI's taxonomy places the organism in Eukaryota, Metazoa, Arthropoda, Insecta, Coleoptera, Chrysomelidae.